This is a messenger RNA of Colletotrichum destructivum, 2959 nucleotides long. Its product is annotated as Putative ankyrin repeat-containing domain superfamily. Gene Ontology annotation, molecular function: RNA binding; RNA nuclease activity; protein binding. The transcript has 5 exons. Gene Ontology annotation, biological process: RNA processing. Bases 1 to 2766 code for a protein of 921 amino acids. NCBI's taxonomy places the organism in Eukaryota, Fungi, Ascomycota, Sordariomycetes, Glomerellales, Glomerellaceae. The record is from RefSeq and is a predicted model, not a curated record.
AUGAUCACUACAGUUCAUCGGCAACAAUCAGGCUGGGGAUUGCAGUGCCCGACUCUCCCCCUCUUAACUCCCGCCUCCAGGCCUUAUCCCGCCACAGCUCGUUGCAAAGACGCAUUCCAGAGUCGCCCACAGCCCACCAAGAACACCCGGCCAGGUUUUAUCACCUGCGACAUUAUGGAAGUGGUCGGCGCGGUAGCAAGCUUCAUCGCCAUCGGCCAGGCGUUGGCUGCGGGGCGUCAUGUCGUUGAUGUCCUUCGAGCGAUUCCUGGCAUCGGAAACGAGCUGACAUGGCUUCACGACGAGAUCGAGACCCUCCGCUUGGUGGUCGAAGAAGCAGACAUGCGCGGGACGAGUGCCGACGAAUCGCUGCCCGAGACACCGCUGUUGAAAAGUGCCAGGCUCCAGCUCAGGGAAAUCGUUGCCGACCUCGAGGGGAUCCACAAGGGCUGUGUACGAGCCGUUAAAGAGAAUGGCAAGGUCAAAGCAAAGAAGACAAAGUGGUUCUUCCAACAGAAGCAACUUUCCGAAUGUCGCGAGAAGGCCCGCGAUGUCCGAGCAAACCUCCUUGCCGCUUUGCAAACGUUACAGCUCAAGGAGGUCAAGGAAACCAAACAAGUUGUUUUGCGCAUCGAGAGCUUCGCGAUUCAGACACGCGGGAUGAUGGCAUUGAGGCAUCGUAGUCCCGAAGAACUUCAAAUGUCAUCCUGUCAUCUGCCACCACAGCAUGUUUGCGAUAAGGACGACGCACAGGAACUGCAACCUGAGAGGCCUAUCUCUCACUUGACGACCGCCGUUGAACAACUUGUCCUGUCAGACAGCCGACCACGGACAGCCAGCAAGGCACACCCCAAAAGCUCGGACAUCGUGGUAAUCAACACUUCAUUAUCUACCUUCGAAAGAUGCCCGCGGCCAUGCUGUUGCCGCUGCCAUGGCUCACGUCCUGCGUCCUUCAAAUCAGCGGAUUGGGCCCGUAACCUGAUCGGAUCCUUUUCCGCGAGCUGCGACCAGCGGUUCGUGUUUCGAAACGAUGCAAGAUGCAACUCGAUCCUUUGCAAAGCUAGCGGAAAAGUAUCCGUCAAUUUCAGCUAUCGGUUCCCGGCAUGGUUGUGCUCUCGGCUUAUCCAUCUUCAGGCCUCAUCGAACGCUGUAACGGGAUUCAGUGUUUCAUUGCGGCCCAUCAGAUUGUUGCCCUUGGAUGCAAUUUUCUGGACCUGCGCUAGAAACUGGUCGAGAGUCGAGCUGACGCAGCUGAUGCAAUUCGAGGGUGUAAUCUACCCCGGUGAUAGCGACAAUGACGGGGACACGGCGAUAAGCUACGUGAUUAAUUACGGAUCCACCGAUGCUGUGGCCUAUUUCGCGGAAUUAUGGGCAGAUCAGCUGCAAAGCGACAGCUUUGACAGAACUUGGCUCUUUGAUGCGCACAUGGUGAUCGAAGACAACCCUGGAUUGCCUUCAGAGGAGAAAGAUGCACUACGCAGAAUGACAUCUUGCAAUCCCGCCAGCAUAGACGCUAUCCAUACGCCGUUACAUAGCGCUGCAGCACAAACAGACUUGGCCGAGAUUCAGCAGGCUGUCAAGAGUCAACCGUGGGCCAUGCACCAGUUGAACCACCGUGGCGAAACGCCCUUGCAUGUCGCUGUCAGGCUGGGCAAUCUCGAUGGUGUCAGGGAGUUGCUCAGGUUGGGCUGCGAUGUCAACCAGCGAGACGGUUUUGGAUACACGCCCCUCAUGGAAGCUGUCAGAAUAAGUCGUGUCGCCAUGGUUCAAUGGCUACUUGAUGCCGGUUGUACUGUUGAUGCCCAGAGCAACUUGGGCAGCACGGCCCUGCACCUUGCUGCUGAAGGUAAUGAUGAUAGCUCAACACAGAUUCUGAGAAGCUUGUUGUCUGCUGGUGCGUCGGCGACGGUCACUGAGCCAGAUGGUGAUUCAAUUGUGCACACGGCAGCAAGAACAAGGGCCGACAAAGCUGUGCUUCAGAGGAAUUUACGCCUGCUUCUGGAUGCAGGUGCUGACUUGGAGGCACGCAGGCGUGACGGGGACACGCCGCUGGAGGUUGCCAUUUUAAGCAAAAACCUAGUGGGUAUCCAGUGCCUUGUAGAAGCGGGUGCUAACACAACAACCUCGGAAAUCCUCCAUCAAGCAGCGCUUUACUCGGGCUGUCAAGAACUUGAAUACCCGGACAGCCUGUCGCUGGCUGCAAUCAACCUGGACAGUUUCGAUAAGGACGGCUACACCGUGUGGGACUGCUUCGUUUAUUCUUUGGGCGCGGAAAAUUGGCGGCGUGGAGAUAUUCGCAGGCCGAGCUCAGAUGAGCAAGAAGCUUUCACUCGGUUAUAUAGAGGUAUCCGAGACAGAAACUUGGAACAGGACAUCAAGAGACUGGAAUGGACUCGCCAAUACUUGGGACUCAAGGACCAGCGAGGCGCCACGUCUGCGCUGGAUCCCUUGAUCAAGCAGAAGACAGAGUGGGAACGGUGGGGUCAGGUGGAAACGUAUAAGACCAUCGGUCUGCAGGUCCGAGAAGGCAUGUGGCAUGCAGCGAUCGAAUCGGUGGAUGAGAACAUUGAAAUGCUGCAAGAGGAGAUGGUCAAGUCCCCGUGGCAAAAUUCGUCGCGCUGGGAUUACUUACUGGAAUCGGACACAGAAGACAGCGAGACUGAAAACGAAGAGGAUAUGUCUGAGGCAAAAGCAGUCUGUACUGACGAAGAUGAGACGCAGUACCCAACAAGCGAUGAAGAGUCUGGGGAGGAGGAUGAUGAAUCAUGAACUCAGUGUGGUUAAUGGUUUUGGUCCCGGGUCAUUCAAGCAGAAACCAGGAUUUUCCAAUCGGUAGAUUACAUAGCAGGUUUGUUAGCCAGCAUCCAACCUGUAGCUGAUCAGCAGCAUUAUACGGUACCAGACAGAUAAACGGGCUUUGGCGUGUCUUUGUGGCUUGCAUGUCCGAGUUUCAAAUAACAUC